GGUCAUGUUGUCUUAUAUUUUUCUUGCUGGAGACAUCUACAUAUGCAUGCGGCCGUUGUGUUCUCUGCUUGGCCGCCCGAAACACGUUCAUUUUCGACAGCCAGAAGCUUUUGUUCGGCGUCUUUCACGCUUUCCUCCUGUAAUUCUUCCAACAAAACCCCUUCCUCAUCAAAAUAAGCCGAUAUCAUGGCUCGACGACCAAUUCCAGAACGAACACUGGCUCUCUAAUGACCAUGCCUUGAUGUUUGAUCCAACUGUCGAAACUUUGCACCAACUCAUUCGCGAAAACAAAUUUACUACCGCCCAUCGCGUGCGCUGCAGGCUGCAGGAUCAGGGCAAGGAUAUUCCUCACGACAUGUUAUUUCUUGAUGCUGCUCUCGGAGAAAUCAACACCCUUUCCCCUGCAACAUAUCAUGCUUUCUACGGCUGGUUAAACCUCAUACCUGCCAAACAUAUUGUCAAAACUAGCGAACGAAACCCAUUUCGCUUAUUUGGCUCCCUUUAUCGCUCUGGAAAGCCUUCUCAGGACCUUGAAGCGAUCUUCGGCAUGGUAAAGAUAGCCUCUUCCAAGGGUUACUUCUUUGAAGUGGUCGAACGGGUCUUCCCGUUAAUGGUGCGGCUAGUAAAGCCGGCAAGCAGUUUGGAUUUGAUGUUGGAGUUUGAAAAAGGCUACCUGGAUUAUAUCAUUGCUCUCGAACCUCAGAACGCUAAGCGACAUGCGUCGCUGGCGCGCGAAACUCUUAUCCUGGAAUUAUGCAAAGGGAAAGGUAGAUGGAUAAAGAUGGCCGCUAAACUUUUGAAGCGUUCAAAGCAAAAAGGCAUCUCUGUGUCCUCUGAGGUUUCUGAACUAGUCAAAGCGUUAGCGCAUAAUGAGAAAACAGGCUAACCUUCUGACUAUGCUUCACUGCAACGAGACGAGACGAACGUAGACAUGUCCACGGAACACAUGUAUCCAGCCUUUAAAGCUGAAAUUUGCCUUCAAUUGGCACCGUGGAACCUUCGUGGUGGACUGACACCAUUCCUGUCAACCAAAGGUGUCUUUACUGGCAUUCAAAUUGUUGAGGCCUAUGUACAUUCAUCAUUUCCAAACGGUACCAUUGACCCCUGGUUGUGAUGCGGCAACGAGGCCAAGGUGAUGUCCUGCUCACUGCAAUUCGAUUGAGUAUGAAGAAGAUUGGUCGCCAAUAAUCGCUUCAGUUUCAGCUUCAGCACGAGGUUGGUUCACAGUCCUUGAUACGUCAAACCGUCAAACCUGCGGAGACCAG
Lentinula edodes (shiitake mushroom) is the source of this 1265-nucleotide messenger RNA. RefSeq lists its product as uncharacterized. The record is from RefSeq and is a predicted model, not a curated record. Lineage: Eukaryota; Fungi; Basidiomycota; Agaricomycetes; Agaricales; Omphalotaceae. Bases 5 to 886 code for a protein of 293 amino acids. The transcript is spliced from 2 exons.